Aspergillus calidoustus is the source of this 1155-nucleotide messenger RNA. The record is from the annotation of a GenBank genome assembly. NCBI's taxonomy places the organism in Eukaryota, Fungi, Ascomycota, Eurotiomycetes, Eurotiales, Aspergillaceae.
AUGUCUCUUUUUGACCCCCCUCCCAAGCCAGACACCCCGCUGGGCUGGCAUCGAGUGCUGUCACCAACAGCAGCUGUUAAGGUAUCCCCCAUCUGUCUAGGUGGUAUAAGCAUUGGCAAUGCAUGGAAUGAGCUAUUUGGGCGAAGGGAUGACCACUUCGCUAUUCUCGAUAGCUUCGUCGCACUGGGUGGCAACUUCAUUGAUACUGCCAACCAGUAUAACUACGAGGAAUCUGAAAAGCUGAUUGGCGAGUGGAUGGAGACACGAGGAACUCGCGAUCAAAUGGUUAUUGCAACCAAGUUCUCAGCCCCAUAUCGUGCCUACAACCGUGCUGCCGAGCCGAUACAGAGCAAUUUUGCGGGAAACUCAGCCAAGAGCAUGCACAUCUCCAUACGAGAUAGUCUGAAGAAGCUCAGGACCACCUACAUUGACAUACUCUUUGUCCACUGGUGGGAGCUUGCCGCCUCGGUCGAAGAGGUGAUGACCCAUUUGCAUGCCUAUGUCAUGGCCCGGCAGGUUCUAUACCUCGGAGUCUCUGAUACCCCAGCCUAUGUGGUUGCGAAGGCCAAUGCCUUUGCUCGGCAAAAUGGACUUACGCCCUUUUCCGUAUAUCAAGGCCGAUGGUGUGCCUCACGCAGAGACGUGGAAUCAGAGAUUAUUCCCAUGUGCGAAGAUCAAGGCAUGGCAUUUAUGUCAUGGGGAUCGCUUGGAGGCGGCCUGCUUGCAACCGCAGCAGAGCGGGAAAAAUUAGAAUCUGAUCCAGACGCCCCAAAGGCUCCUUAUGGAUUCGAAAAGCGCGAUGCGGCGGUGUGUGACGUUUUGGAGCAGCUGGCCACAGCUAAGAACACCAGCUUGCAAGCCAUAGCAUUGGCAUAUCUCUUCCAUCAAAGUACCUAUGUCUUCCCAAUUGUGGGUGUGCAGACUGUAGAGCAUGUUAAAGCACUGCCAGCUGCAUUGCGCGUGAGUCUCUCUACAGACGAAAUCGACGCCAUCCAGAAUGCCGCAUAUUUUGAUCCGCUCUUCCCGAACAAUUACUACUUCCCCUACGAGAAUGGGAGAGGAUAUAGUCUCCGUCUGACUGUAGCAGAUCAGAAAAACUAUCGAUCAGGUGCAUGGAUUGAUGCUCCGAAGAAACAGCCAGUAAGCCAACUUUGA